AUGGCUCCACCACAACCCAUCGCAGACGAUCUUAAUAUUUCACGUGUUUCCGUCAGACCUCCCCCAUUUUGGAAGGUCAACCCUACUUUGUGGUUUGCACAACUAGAAGCCCAGUUUGAUAUCGCCGGAAUCACUGUUGACUCCACGAAAUUCAAUCAUGUGAUAUCUGCAAUCGAAUCUGAUAUUCUCGAUAGCGUUUGUGAUAUCGUUUUACACCCACCUGUGACUGGCAAAUAUGACACACUAAAAUCACGCUUAAUUGAAUUGCAUUCUGAAAGUGAGGAGUCAAAGAUACGUACACUUCUUCAAGGGCUAGAACUUGGCGAUCAACGCGCCCAUCACAAUUACUUUGCCGUAUGCGAAACCUCGCUGGAGAGACCGUUGGAGAACCUUUGUUGA
Stegodyphus dumicola is the source of this 399-nucleotide messenger RNA. RefSeq lists its product as uncharacterized. Lineage: Eukaryota; Metazoa; Arthropoda; Arachnida; Araneae; Eresidae. The record is from RefSeq and is a predicted model, not a curated record.